Fusarium sp. VM40 is the source of this 1002-nucleotide messenger RNA. The record is from the annotation of a GenBank genome assembly. NCBI's taxonomy places the organism in Eukaryota, Fungi, Ascomycota, Sordariomycetes, Hypocreales, Nectriaceae.
AUGUCGCGGGCGCUUGACAAGAGUGUAAAAGAGUCUCUAAAGCAUGGCGACCAUCAGUCUGUGUUUUUGGAGAUAUCUGAUGUUCUGACAAAGGCCUCGGAGGAGCUUAUUGAGAUUGAGUUGUUGGGUAGAAGCCAUGUACCGGUCCCCAAUACAGCGAUCCUUCGGGAUGAUAAUGCUGUUGCUAUUCCGAAAAUACGUCUCGUUCAGGCGUUUAUCGUGGCCCAGAAACUCUUCAAACAAUUAUAUGCUGCUGAUCAAAGUACCUCACAGAAUGAGUUGUUGAGAUCAACAGCAGUCAUCCUAUUGAUGGACCCCGAGCACCUGACAGCUGCCAACAUGAGAAAGAGGCUUAUUACAAGCAAGUUGGAUGACAAGAACGUUGAAGACAUUCUGCAGCUCGAGAAGCAUUUGGUGGAUAGCUUAUUGACUAGCCGACUUCAUCGGCAUACAAAGUCGCCGACGUUAUGGAAUCACCGCAGAUGGCUGAUGGAGCAGUUCCGUCUUCAAGGCAGAACGGUUACGGUCGAAGAUGACCUCACAAGAAUCAUCAUGAUAUCCGGAGAAAGACAUCCACGAAACUACUACGCCUGGUGCCAUGCUAGAUAUCUGAUGAAGACUUUCAUACCCCCGUCGUCAAGUGCUGAAGAAGCUCUAUCACGCAUAAUCACCACAACACAAAAGUGGUGUUUCGCGCAUCACAAUGAUAUAUCGGGCUGGCAAUUCCUGAUAUUCCUGCUCGACAAGCAACCUGCUGAGACAUCAUCCGUCUUCCGAGAAACAUUGAAGCUCACAGGCUCAUUCAAGUGGCGCAAUGAGUCGGUUUGGUACUUUCUUCGACAUGUUGCUGCACGGGGGGCUACCAUUACCGACAGAGAUGAAUUUGAGAAUUUGCGAAGAAUACUCUGGGAGAGUACCGCAGAUGGUGAUAUCGAGAGACGGACGCUGGAGAGAGCGGAACAAUGGCUUAUGGCCAGUCAAGAGACGGUGACAGGAUCUUGA